Gasterosteus aculeatus aculeatus (three-spined stickleback) is the source of this 564-nucleotide messenger RNA. The record is from RefSeq and is a predicted model, not a curated record. NCBI's taxonomy places the organism in Eukaryota, Metazoa, Chordata, Actinopteri, Perciformes, Gasterosteidae.
CCAAAGGUCCCUACGGAGAAACUAUUUAAAAGGCAGAGCCCUUCAUUAGAACUCCAGCUGCCUACAUCUUAAUAUCUGAACACACUCGAGCCAGACGAGUUUGACGGACGUUAUGAAAUCUUUGGCUCUGGCUUUGCUGCUGUGUGCUCUGGCAUCACCGUCAGAAGCUCACUGCUUUAUCAACAACGUUAAAGAAGGCACGACCCACUGCCAGGACUAUGCGGAUAACACAUGGCAUGCAGUGGGAUCGUCUUGGAGAAACAGUGAAUGUAUGGACUGUACCUGCGGCCAGUGUUGCUCUGGGUACACAACUCCCAGAGUCUUUCCUGACAACUGUGUGUCAGUUUUUGACCCGCAGGCCUGUCAAUACGUAGUGCACGUGAAAGGUGAUCCAACCACACUGUGUCCAAUUUUUGCAGCAGUAGGAAAGUAAUGGAGUGACGGAAGUAAAGCAUGCAGAUGUGAAACGUCACCGACCUCUCACCAGGAAACUGGUUCAACCUGAAACGUAAAACCAUCACUGCUACAAAUGCAAUUACAAAUUAAUAAAUAAAUCACACACUU